AUGGCCUCAGAGAGUCAGGAACCUAUAGAUGUACCUGUGGUCAUCAUUGGCGGUGGCGGGUGCGGUUUGAACCUCUCCAUCUUCCUUUCCGCCAGGGAGAUACCGCACAUCUUGUUCGAAAAGCACAGCGGCACCUCGAUUUUGCCAAAGGCACACUACCUCAACCAGAGGAGCCUGGAAAUCUUUCGCGUUCACGGCUACGCACACCGGAUUAGAGACGAGAGCGCCCCCAGCCGAUACAUCAGCCAGGUCACCUUUUCGACUUCCCUGGGGGGAAUGGGCCCUUAUGAUCGGAAGCUCUUGUAUGCCAGUCCGUCGUUUGGCGGUGACGAGGGCUCUGAUUUACUCCACAAGUACAUGCGGGUUGCUCCUGAAAGACCUGCGAACCUGCCUCUGGUGCAUUCAGAGCCUAUCUGGAGGGAAAUCGCAGAGGAGAGGAAUCCUGGCAAUAUCAGGUUCUCCCAUAGGGUCGUCGAUGUUAUCCCGCACGAUGACCAUGUGUUGGUGAUUGUUCAGCCUCCGGAGGGCCCACAGAUCACCUAUCGCGCGCAAUAUGUGGCCGCUGCAGAAGGCGGCAGGGGUAUUAUUGCCCCCAAGAUUGGCGCUGUUCUCGAAGGGCCGACAGAUAUCGCCGACGUCGUUUCAGUCCAUUUCGAGGCGGACCUGUCUCAGUACUGGGACGAGCGAACCUUGAUUGCAAACUUCAUCAACCCCGAAGGCGAGACGAUUCUUGGAAGUGGAACGGUCGUGUGCAUGGGUCCCACGUUCGGCCGCUACUCCGAGAACUGGACAGUUCAUUUCGGCUUCCGGGUUGAUGACCCAGCGCGAUUUUCAGAGGCACAGGAACAUCUGCUCGUACCGAGAAUCCGAGAGCUGCUCAAGAUACCCGACCUAGAAAUCAAGAUAUGCGCUGUUAGCCACUGGGUGCUGGAGCGUGUUUUGGCCAACAAAUACAGAGAAGGGAGGAUAUUUAUUGCUGGCGACGCAGCACAUCGACGACCACCGACUACCGGGCUGGGCCUCAACACAUCUAUCGAAGAUGCAUUCAAUCUCUCCUGGAAGCUUGCGCAAGUCAUCAAAGGAACAGCAUCACCUAAGCUGCUGGACACCUAUGAGCAAGAAAGACGUCUCGUUGGCAAGCGUAAUUGCGAUUGGGGGUUGAUGACAUUUUCAAACCAAGCGAUGGUUGCCGCAGCCGUUGGCUUCAUUCCUGGACAAACAGAAGUCAAUCGCGCGCGCAUGGAAGCUUUGCUCGAAGAGUCUGACAUUGGAGAAACGUUCCGUGCUCAGCUCAGAUAUCUGAUCAAGAGUCAAAUGGUUGAGUACUCUGCGCUGGACCUCGAACUGGGAUUCAGCUAUUGGCGAGGUGGCGUAUUGGUCUCAGACAACACCGAGAGACCUCCAGUUGACCCUCUCGGCCAAACAUAUAUCCAGACAAGUAGGCCUGGCCAUCGACUCCCUCACGUCUGGCUAGAGGAGCGGGAUGACCGUGCCCAGCGCGUUCUGUCAACGCAUGAUUUGAUAAAGAGAACGGACGACUACCUGCUCAUCACUGACCAAUAUGGGUCUGCCUGGAUCGAGGCCGUUCAGGGAGUCGUCGGGGAGUUGAGGGUCAAGGUCAGUAUUGCUCAGAUUGGCCCACUGGCCUCGGGACUCAGACCAUGCCCAUAUGUCGACCGAGACGACCGUUGGCCGACUGAGUCUCAACUCCGCAGGGGAGGGGCGCUUCUGGUGCGCCCAGAUAACUUUGUAGCCUGGCGGCAACUGGACGGUAGUGUGCGCAACGGCGUCGAGGUGGUUGAGGCACUCAAGAUCUUGCUCGGCGACACUGUGGGACAGGACAUUCCGAUCGACCCUUACGAUCCCAAUGGUUUCAUGUCGCAACGAGCAAAGGCCGGGUUGAGCAACGGCGUGAAGAAUGGGGAGGAUGCCAUCACGGCCAGUGCGACAAAUCGAGUCAAGCUCAAUCGAGCUGCCGUCGCUGGAUCUCGAGCAGGACAAUUUACGCGAAGCGAAAGCACUGAAGACUAG
Messenger RNA from Fonsecaea nubica, 2031 nucleotides. RefSeq lists its product as hypothetical. NCBI's taxonomy places the organism in Eukaryota, Fungi, Ascomycota, Eurotiomycetes, Chaetothyriales, Herpotrichiellaceae. Gene Ontology annotation, molecular function: FAD binding. The record is from RefSeq and is a predicted model, not a curated record. The transcript is spliced from 5 exons. Bases 1 to 2031 code for a protein of 676 amino acids.